Messenger RNA from Eimeria acervulina, 1413 nucleotides. RefSeq lists its product as hypothetical. The transcript has a single exon. Gene Ontology annotation, biological process: Golgi to plasma membrane protein transport; intracellular protein transport; protein localization to organelle. The record is from RefSeq and is a predicted model, not a curated record. Gene Ontology annotation, molecular function: GTP binding; GTPase activity. Gene Ontology annotation, cellular component: Golgi apparatus. Bases 1 to 1413 code for a protein of 470 amino acids. Lineage: Eukaryota; Apicomplexa; Conoidasida; Eucoccidiorida; Eimeriidae.
AUGUUUUCUCUAGUAGCAGGAGUGCUGCGGUGGCUGCAGCAGCAGCAGGAAGUCCGCGUGCUGCUGCUGGGGCUCGAGGGCAGCGGGAAGACGACCCUUGCUCUGCUGCUGCGUUCCCACAGCAGCAGCAGCAGCAGCAGCAGCAGCAGCAGCAGAGGCGGGGGUGAUCUUCCGCAGGUGAGCCCGACGAAAGGGUUUACGGUGUACAAGGUGCAGCAGCAGCUGCAGCAGCAGCAGCAGCUGCUGCUCUGGGAUGUAGGCGGCAGCAAGCCCUUCCAGUGCUUGUGGGGCGAGUAUAUUAAAGAUGCAGAUAUUUGCUUCUUUCUUUUAGACAGUAUUGACACAGGAAGGCUUCCUGAGGCUGCUGCUGCUCUCGGCGCUGUCUUGGAGAGUGCUGCUGCUGCUGCUACUGCAGCAGCAGCAGCAGCAGCGGAGUCUGCAGCAGCUGCUGCUGCGGCGGGGAAGCAGCAGCAGCAGUCGCUUAAGGUCACCCCUCUACGUAUUCUCGUUGUUUGCAGCAAGCAAGGCGAGCCGGGGGCCCUGGAGUGCGGCGUGCUGCUGCAGCGGCUGCUGCUGCUGCUGCUGCAGCAGAAGCAGGAGAGGGACCAGCAGCAGCAGCAGGAGCCAGAGGCAGCAGCACAACAACCGAGCCCCAAGCAGCAGCAGCAGUUGCUGCUGCAGCAGCAACAGAUAAUAAAACAGCAUCUUAUUGGCUGCUUAGGAUUCAAUGCUAUUACCCACGUUGGCCUGGAGGAGCUGCUGCAGGCAGCAGCAGCAGCAGCAGCAGCAGCGCCGCUGCAACAGGCUCAUCAGCGUGAAAUGGUUGCUGCUGCAUUAGAAACAGCAGCAGCAGCAGCAGCUGCUGCUGCUGCUGCAGAUGCUGCCGCAGCCUCAGCGUUCGUCAGCCCAUCCUCCCCAGGCGAACUGCAGCAAAGCCCUGAUCAGCAGCCGAAGCAGCAGCAGCAGCAGCAGCAGCAGCCAUGCGAAGCCAAACAGCUGCCAGUGGGGGAAGGACAUCAAUCCCCUUCUCCGUCUUGCGACGAGCUGCAGCAGCAACAGCAGCAGCACAACUCUCCCAACAGCAGCAGCAGCGGCAUUAGCAGCAACAGCAGCAGCGGGGCGGCUGAAGCAGCAAAGACAGCUUCGCCGCCUAAUGAAAUGAAGACUGUUGCUGCUGCAGGCCCAGCCGUAUCGGGGCCUCUCAGCAGAAACAGCAGCAGCAGCAACAAGAGCGGCGGCGAGAGAAGCAGCGGCAGUGCGUGCAGCAACAGUGCAAGCAGGAAGGCGAACAGCAGCAGCAGCAGAAGCAGCAGCAAGAGGGGAGGUAAGGCGUUAUAUGAGCCCGAGAGUGAGUCAGACUUAGAUAGACUGCUGCAGCGGCAGUGGCUUGCUGCAUCGCAGCAUAAGACAUAG